GAGUUUCCUCGCAGCAUGGCCCCCAAACGCCAGUCUUCGCUCCCGCCUCAAACAAAGAAACCGAGACUGCCUCCUGCCCCCAAGCCAGGGCAGACGUCAACAUCUCAGCACUUGCAUAAAGGAGAAAAUGAACAGCAAGAAGCAAUUGAACAUAUCGAUGAAGUACAAAAUGAAAUAGGCAGACUUAAUGAACAAGCCAGUGAGGAGAUUUUGAAAGUAGAACAGAAAUAUAACAAACUCCACCAACCAUUUUUUCAGAAGAGGUCAGAAUUGAUCGCCAAAAUCCCCAAUUUUGGGGUAACAACCUCUGUCAACCAUCCACAAGUGUCUGCACUGCUUGGGGAGGAGGAUGAAGAGGCGCUGCAUUAUUUGACAAGAGUUGAAGUGACAGAAUUUGAAGAUAUUAAAUCAGGUUACAAAAUAGAUUUUUAUUUUGAUGAAAACCCUUACUUCGAAAAUAAAGUUCUCUGCAAAGAAUUUCAUCUGAAUGAGAGUGGUGAUCCAUCUUCAAAGUCCACUGAAAUCAAAUGGAAAUCUGGAAAGGAUUUGACAAAACGUUCAAGUCAAACACAGAAUAAAGCCAGCAGGAAGAGACAGCAUGAGGAACCAGAGAGCUUCUUCACCUGGUUGACUGACCAUUCUGAUGCAGGUGCAGAUGGGUUAGGAGAGGUCAUCAAAGAUGAUAUUUGGCCAAAUCCAUUACAGUACUACUUGGUUCCUGAUAUGGGUGACGAAGAAGGGGAAGGAGAAGAGGAUGAUGAUGAUGAAGAAGAAGAAGGAUUGGAAGACAUUGAUGAAGAAGGAGAUGAGGGUGAAGGUGAAGAAGAUGAAGAUGAUGAUGAGGGGGAGGAAGGAGAGGACGAUGAAGGGGAAGAUGACUAAUGGAACACUGAGGGAUUCCAACCUUCCUUUUUUAAUUUUCUUCAGUCCCUGGGAGCAAGUUGCCGUCUUUUUUUUUUUUU
Mustela erminea (ermine) is the source of this 962-nucleotide messenger RNA. Its product is annotated as protein SET-like. Gene Ontology annotation, molecular function: chromatin binding; histone binding. Gene Ontology annotation, biological process: nucleosome assembly. Lineage: Eukaryota; Metazoa; Chordata; Mammalia; Carnivora; Mustelidae. Gene Ontology annotation, cellular component: chromatin; nucleus. The transcript has a single exon. The record is from RefSeq and is a predicted model, not a curated record. Bases 16 to 882 code for a protein of 288 amino acids.